AGGAUUUAAAAAAUUGAGCUCAGUCAAUUCUCACUAGUGACCAUAACAAGCAAGGCGGUGAACCGGUGAAUCAUUGUAAGACAAGUGCUUCAAGAUGUCGAUCAAAAUUGUUUUGUUGUCUAUUGCUUUCAUCUUAGUGUCUGCUCAAGCACAGGGUUUAUCAAAUGAAGACAAUCAAAAACCACCAGUCCUAGGUGCGCCAGAACUUAUUAGUGUUGACGACGCAAAGAUCCAAGAACUUUCCAAAGUGGCCCUCGCUAAUUUGCAAACCUCUGCAGGAGGGAACGAUAAACUUAGUCUAGUUAAAAUCCACAAAGCCUCCAAGCAGGUUGUUGCCGGUAUGAAAUAUGAUUUGACCAUGGAAGUAUCUAACAGUAAAAAUGAAUCGAAAAAGUGUGAGGUGCAAAUCGUUGAGCAACCAUGGAUCUCUUCAGACCCCAAAGUCAUUUCUGCCAGUUGCGAAAACAAACCACUUGCCGUUUAAUAAAGACGCCUAAUCUUAAACUGAUUUCAAACAAUGUCACGAUUAAACUUUUUCCAAACAAGAACACGUACGAUAGCUGUAUUGACAGGGUAUUUCUUUUUAAACCCGGAGCCCUUUUUAAUUGAUAAAAAUAUAACAAUAGAAACAUGUCACUGGAAAGUCGUAGGUGUCAUUUGAAAAAUAAUAUCCUCAACAAUCAUUUUUGCACAGCUUGGCAGUUGGCACACAACGAGCUCAUUUAACUUUUGCAGUUAAUCAAACAGUCUCAGUUGAUUAUUGAUGAUCUACAGUUCGUCUCGCCAAGCGGUAAGGGUUCACUGGUAAUCUCAGAUCAACAAACAGCCGAAAUUCAUCCAAAGUCGGAAGUUUAUCAAAAGUUGGAGGUUCAUCAAAGCUCGUCAAAGCCACGACCAAUAUUCUCCAGUUUCUGAAACUUUCGAUGGACGUAUACUCGAUCCUGAUACAUAAUCAACUCUUGAAUUUUCUUAUCUCAAGUUUUUUGAUAAAUAAUGCAUUUUUUUGGAGUGUUUCCUCUCUAUCAAAGCAUUUUUGCCUCAAAUUAUUUUUUUAUUAUGCACUAGUUUUAUCGUUUGCCCUACCUCUGACUUUACGCGAAAUAUCGCGGCUAUUUGGGACCUGAUACAGAUGUAGUGCCCAAUGUGGGGUGUCAAAUCUAUGAAAUUUUCGAAAUUCAAAAGAUAGCUUGGUCUCAAAAGUCCCAUAAAAUUUCGUCAUCUCCAAGACGAGCGUGCCUUUAUUUCAACAAAGUCAAAUUCCGUUUCUUAGUUUCAUUUUUCUUCGGAAACUAAAGGGACAUAUUUUCGGAAAAUUUCACAGGAUUUUUCGUGGAUUGCCGUAAAAACUCAGCGAAGUUUUGGACAGAAAUUGUGGUGUCACUCAUGUGCAUGUGAAGAAAAAGUAUUGUGUAACCUACCUAUGCAUAUAGAAGCAGUAAUAAAUAUAAUCUGGAGUUUCUAAAUGUAUUUUUCCAAAUAUAAGUAAUAUGUAUGAUGACUUCAAACAAUAAACCUUACAAUACCAGUACUUA
Bemisia tabaci is the source of this 1532-nucleotide messenger RNA. RefSeq names its product cystatin Pr15a. The record is from RefSeq and is a predicted model, not a curated record. NCBI's taxonomy places the organism in Eukaryota, Metazoa, Arthropoda, Insecta, Hemiptera, Aleyrodidae. Gene Ontology annotation, molecular function: cysteine-type endopeptidase inhibitor activity. Gene Ontology annotation, cellular component: vesicle; cytoplasm.